AUGGAGGAUUUGCAUCACUAGAUAACUUAAUCUAAAUAUGUAGAAUUUGAGUAUCUAGAUCUUCCUUAUGAAGUAUCAAAAAUUAUUUGUCCUUUUCCUCCUUUAUUAAAUAUUUAAGAAGGUAAUAAAAAUUAAUUAAAUUAUAGGAAAAGAAUAUGGAUGA
Paramecium sonneborni is the source of this 163-nucleotide messenger RNA. The record is from the annotation of a GenBank genome assembly. Lineage: Eukaryota; Ciliophora; Oligohymenophorea; Peniculida; Parameciidae.